Messenger RNA from Lichtheimia ornata, 1644 nucleotides. RefSeq lists its product as uncharacterized. The record is from RefSeq and is a predicted model, not a curated record. NCBI's taxonomy places the organism in Eukaryota, Fungi, Mucoromycota, Mucoromycetes, Mucorales, Lichtheimiaceae. Gene Ontology annotation, biological process: secondary metabolic process. Gene Ontology annotation, molecular function: CoA-ligase activity. The transcript is spliced from 9 exons. Bases 1 to 1644 code for a protein of 547 amino acids.
AUGCUUUCUUCGAGACCCUCCGUUCAAGCAAACCAAACGAAAAGCUACUAUCAUGCUAUCUUUGAAAACAACCCUGAUCAACGCUAUGCUAUCUCUGAUACGGAGCCCCUUUUGAUUGAUGGCGACAAUCCUGAACGCCACUAUUCAUUUCAGCAGCUACGCCAACAUGUUCUCACUUUUUCAGCUGUAUUGCGAGAUGAACAACCUUUCAAUGUGAAACGAGGAGACCUUAUUACUCUGUAUGUUCCUAACGAUAUCGAUUUCAUGGUUGCCAUGCAUGGUAUCAUGGCUGCAGGUGCGAUUGCUGCAGGUUUGCCUAUUGAGUGUAAAUCAAGCCAAGAAGUGGCAGACCUUUGCAAACAAGCUUGCCCGACACUAGCAGUGGUGCAUGCAUCAACCCUUGAAACCAUGAAAGAUGCGCUUGCUGCGUGCAUGAUGACUGACAUUAAAAUCGUGGUGAUUGGCCAAGACGCCAAACAUGAUCCAAAGAAUGGCAUCCACUCCCUUCACAAGCUUAUAGAGCAACCACGUGGCGAUGCUGAAGCCAUGGUGAUGGAUCCCAAAGAGAUUGCAUUCACCAUUUCUACAUCCGGUACAACUGGUCCAUGUAAGCUGGCUGCUAUUUCACAUGGUGUUGCUGCAUCACGUAUAGACUUCGUGUCCUCACGUCCACUGAUUACGAACAAGGCACACAGCUAUAUGCCAUGUCGGUCUAUGAGCCUUCUUUCUGCUAAUGCAAUCACCAACUUAGGGAUCCAACAGCGUGCACGUGCUCUUGUGUGCAAGAUACCUCUUUCCUUUGAGAAAAUGUGUGCCUUGAUCGAAAAUUUCAAAGUUGAGAAUACGUUGGCAUCCUUGUGGACGUUGCACGAUUUUAUACAGAGUUCAAUGGUAGACAAGUAUGAUUUGUCGUCGCUGAAGGGUAUCUUCUCUGGAGGUCAGCAUGUCUCAGUUGCUGUGAUGGAAGCUGUAAAAGCUCGUGUCAAUGCCGACGUCAAUGUCAAUUAUGGAUCCACUGAAAGCUGGUCAGUCCUUUCCAGGUCAACAGCUGAUGCUACUCAUAAAGGAUAUGAAAGCAAACUUUUAUUGCCGCGAGAGAACCUUCGCGUGGUUGACGAGGAUGGAAAUGAUGCUGCUGUCGGUCAACCAGGGGAGCUGUGGGUUAAGAGUCAUUUGGCUGCAUCGGGGUAUUACAACAACCCAGAGGCUACAGCAAAGGCAUUUAGGGAAGAUGGAUAUUAUCGGACCGGUGAUUACUUUGUUGUCGAUAACAAUGGCAAUUAUCAAUACCGUGGCAGGAUGUCUGAUCGUAUUAGAGCAAAAGGGAGAACGUUCCCGUCGGCAUUUCUUGAAGAUCUUUGCUAUCAAUACAGCGAUGAUAUAAAAGAAUGUUGUGUUGUUGGUGGAUUCAGCGAACGACUUGGUUGCGAGUUACCAAGGGCAUACGUUGUACUUGUGGAGAAUAGUGAGAAGGAUCAACAAGCGUUUAUCGAUGGGCUUGUGUCGUAUGUCAACAAUCGAGUUCCGCAAGCUGAAAUGGAGCUUUCUGGUGGUGCGAAAUGCCUAAAAAAGUUGCCUUUAACUAAGAGCGAUAAGGUUGAUCGUUACAAGCUACGGGGUAUUGCACAAGAAGAAAUCAACUAA